Messenger RNA from Cuscuta campestris, 2361 nucleotides. Lineage: Eukaryota; Viridiplantae; Streptophyta; Magnoliopsida; Solanales; Convolvulaceae. The record is from the annotation of a GenBank genome assembly.
AUCUGUGUGCGUGUGAGUGAGAGCACUCUGAGCAGCUCUGGGAGAAGGGAAUCUGGCCAACAGCUUCGCCGGAGGAGGCGCCUUAGAACAUCGGGAAUCGACGCUCCGAUAGUCCGACUCUGGUCGGUGAGUGAGUUUACUCUAAGACCGUUUUCCGAAUGCUUUGAUUCCAUUCUGGAAGAGGUUUGGGGGAGAACGGUGUUGCGUUUGCAAACAAGGGACGGAGUUUGCACACAGGAUUACCGCCGAUGGGGGUGGGGAAGGAUGUCCGUCCGGCCGCCGCUAGGGAGGCUGUCGCAGGGACGGUCGCCGCAAGACGACUGCUGAAAGUUUCUUUUGGAGAAAUGAUAUUUAAUUAGCACUGUGGCACAAUUCACAAUUGACGGUUGAAUGAACAAUUCUUUGUUUAAUCAGCACUGGACUGCGGCACUACUCACAAAUGACUGCUGAGAGGGAAUGAGCUAUUUUCCAAGCAUUGGAAUUGGGUCCCUGGCUGCCUAAAAUGUCCAGCAUCAUCUCCAGAAAUCUAUUAACAAUCCUUCACCGUCGAGGUGGCAACUCAGCUGAAAUCUUAAAGUUCUCUCCUCACCCCACAUGCUCUUCUCCCUUCCGGAUUGCUGUGGCUGCUUUCUCCACUGUCUCCCAAAACCAGCCUCCCGAAAAUGACAAGCGGUCAUCAUGGUCCAAUGUGUUCCUUUUCAUACCAGGAGCUAUCACAUUUGGCCUUGGCACUUGGCAGAUCUUGCGAAGAAAAGAAAAGGUUGAAAUACUCGAGUACAUGCAAAAUAGGCUAGGAAUGGACCCUUUAAAAUGCAAUGAGUUAUCACUCUCAAGUGAAGAUUUGAAUGGUCUAGAGUUAAGGAAGGUUCUAUGUAGAGGGGCUUUUGAUGAGAUGAAGUCGGUUUAUGUGGGGCCUCGUUCCAGAAGCAUUUCUGGGGUGAUAGAAAACGGCUACUACGUUAUUACUCCUCUCCAGCCAGUCUCUGAUGACCCAAAGGACAGCACCAGGUCACCAAUUCUCGUUAAUAGAGGAUGGGUCCCGCUCAGUUGGAGAGACAAGUAUUUGGAAAUGUCAAAAGAUGAGAUGCAACCACUUAGUUUACUGGCACCCUCAGCUUUAGAACAUGAAAAAUAUUCGUGGUGGAGAAUUUGGUCAAAGAAACUCAAGUAUUCCGAGGUUAUUUUUCUCUUGCAUAUGUCUGUCAACCUUAGUAAUACCGAUGUACGGAGUAUAUUUAUAUGAACGCAAGAGUGCUUUAUGUUGUACAAACAGGGAAACGUUAAAUCUGUUAUAUCCCCUAUAGAAGUUGUUGGUGUUAUAAGAGGAAGUGAAAAGCCUAGCAUUUUUGUUCCGGAAAAUGAUCCAAACUCCAACCAGUGGUUUUAUGUUGACACUCCUGCAAUUGCCCGUGCUUGUGGACUUCCAGAAAACACUCUCUACAUUGAAGCCAUCAAUGAUAAUGUUGAUCCCAGCAGUCCAUACCCUCUUCCGAAGGAUCUUAAUACAUUACUUUGCAGUUCCGUAAUGCCUCAAGACCAUCUUAACUACACACUGACAUGAUUGGUUCAAACGAGAUGUUUGGGAGUGAAAGCAGUUCGUACAAAUCCACGAAGGAGAUACUGAUUGAACAAGAUGAUCCAAUCAAGAGGAGAUUGUUUGACGAAUCUUCAACAACCAAGUCCGAAAAAACGCUCAAAUCAAUCAAGGUGGAGAAAUGAGAGGCAAAUCGAGGAUGUAGAAUGUGCUUUUGCGUUGGGCGAUUAAAUGAUUUUUGCAAAUUUAGAAAAUGCUAUUCAGACACUAAUCUCUCUUCCUGUCCUCUCAAAUACUUAAUUACAAUUUUAAUUGUGUACUAAAACUUUGUGCUACGUAUAGUUGGCUUUUGUCCGUUCUUUAUUUUGUUAAAACUCACUUUGUGCUAAUUAUUGUAUUAAUGUCAUUUCUUUUACUUAUUCCAAAUAUGUUGCGAUGAUAUUUUGUUAUAUUAUUAUAAUGGAUAUAAGGUUUCUAUGGAAAUAAUGGAUAUGUCGGAAUUAAUUGUCGUUUCUAUUGUUGAAACGUGAGAAAUUAAAUUUUACAAUUCGAGAAAUACUUAGUUCAAAUGUGCAUUUUUUAGUUUCUACGCUGGAUUAAGGCUUCUAUGUUUCUCAACAAAUUAAUUAUUAAAUAAAUUUAGAGCAAAAACAUUCAUACAUCAAUUAAUUACUCCCUCCGUCCGCCUAAGAUGUUCUCAUUUUGACUUUUGGUGGUUUUUAAGGAGAGUUGAAAAAAGGUGAAAGUUUACCAUAAUACCCUUAAUGAAAAAUGGGUGGAGUGUAUUAAAUGAGGUGGGUGAGGUGUAAUAAAUAAAGUAAGUGGGG